AUGAGGAAUGGCUUGUCUCCUUCGGGCACAAUUUUACUGAUUCUUUGGAUACGACAGGUCGUCGAUCCUCAGGCAGCGCUCCUGGCGACAUCUGAGGUUCAUCGAUUCCUAGCCAGUAAUCCACCUCGUCCACCAUUCAAGAAAAUAGGGUCACAUCAAUCUGUCAACCUAAAGAACUACCAGCGUGUUCGGCAAGACUUCCAACAUUACGUUACAACCACGAUCCCAUACAUUGAAGCCUUUUCUCCUCCAGAGACCUUUAUCAAAUCCGUCGUACCAAAACUUCGAGCCUUCGGCCUGACCAAGACAGAAGCCCUCAUGUUGAUAAAUCUAGGGGUCGGACUUCCUAGGAAUCAAUACUCGCAAGCUGCUGCUGCAGAAACAGAGACGGGAGCAACAAAUGGUGAUGUCGAGGAAGGAAAUGAAGAAGCUGCUGCACAGGAAGUGCAAGAGCCAGAUGACCGUCAGCUGCUAUCACUAGUGAUUGAGGAACUUGAAGAAAGAUUUCCGGGCGAACAAGGCGAGGCCAAAAUGGAGAAAAUACUACAGACAAUGAAAGCCGAAUUCGAUCGAGCCCAUGCCGCCACGAAUGGACACGGAACGAAAGGGUCCUAA
Molecule: messenger RNA, 615 nt
Organism: Rhinocladiella mackenziei CBS 650.93
Lineage: Eukaryota; Fungi; Ascomycota; Eurotiomycetes; Chaetothyriales; Herpotrichiellaceae
Exons: 2
Coding region: 1-615 (204 amino acids)
Biological process (GO): transcription initiation at RNA polymerase III promoter
Cellular component (GO): RNA polymerase III complex
Source: RefSeq, a predicted model, not a curated record